GCGGGAGGAAAAAAAAAAAGUUAAAGUAAAAAUGGCUUCCUUGUCUUUGGAGUCUACAGAACAAUCCGAGAACAGUCCAGAAGAGCCAUCGGCAACGGAGUCCAAAGAAGAGGAGGAUCCGGUGCAAAUUUCGGAACAAUUACUCCAAAGUUUCCAAAAGUCGGCUUUGAGUUUUUCCACCGACCAAGUAUCAUGCCUCUGCGAGGCCCUUUUGCAGGCGGGCAAUGUGGAUCGCCUGUGGAGAUUUCUAUCCACCAUACCUCCUCCGUCCGAGCUGCUACGUGGCAACGAGACCCUGCUGAAGGCCCAGGCACUGGUGGCCUUCCACCGGGACGAAUUCAAGGAGCUGUACGCCAUCCUGGAGAGCCACGACUUUCACCCGUCUAACCAUGGGUUCCUGCAGGACCUGUACCUGAGAGCCCGCUACAAGGAGGCGGAGCGGUCCCGCGGCCGCAGCCUGGGCGCAGUGGACAAGUACCGGCUCAGGAAGAAGUUCCCCUUGCCCAAAACCAUCUGGGACGGAGAGGAGACGGUGUACUGCUUCAAGGAGAAAUCUCGGAACGCCUUGAAAGAUUGCUACAAGAGCAACAGGUACCCGACUCCGGACGAGAAGAAGAACCUGGCCAAAGUCACCGGACUGUCCCUCACGCAGGUCAGCAACUGGUUCAAGAACCGCAGGCAGAGGGACAGGACCCCGUCCGGGACCAACAGCAAAAGUGAGUCCGACGGGAACCACAGCACGGAGGACGAGGCGAGCCUCAUGGACGACACCCCGGAUAAACCAGAGGAGGCCGCCGGCUCCACGGCUUCCAUCAUCUCCCUCUCUGCCCUCCCCUGCAGCGCGGGGGGCCAGCUCAUCCUCAACGGCUCCGGCGGCUUCCUCACCGCGCCUCCGUCGUUACUCCUCAACGGAAAUUCCCUGCUCUCCGGUACCGGCGCCGGGGUCAUUAUCAAUGGGCUGAGCUUGGCCGACUGCCAGACAGUCACGCUGAGCCCCGUUGCGGCCAACUCUCCGUUGAUACUGAACGGGGCUCAGGUAAGAACCAAGCCUGGUAUCGCUGGGCAGCAGCAAGCACUUUCUAUGGCACCGCAGGAGCUUCCGGGCGUGGAGGCCAAGUCGAGCGCCCUUCCGCCGGCCUCGAACCCCCCGUCCGUCAUCUCGCCUCCCCAGCCGACCGGAACAGGCGGCAAUGCGGCGGAUUACAUCAGUGUCCCCGGAUCAGAGGGCCGGACGGUAUCUCCGUCUUCAUCUCUGUCCCCUUCCUCGCCGACUCUGUCCUCCCCAACCGCGCUCUCCUCGCUCGUCUUAACACAAAACGCCCAGUGCCAGGGGUCGCUCGCCCUCCCGGCCUCCAUGUCACCUGCGGGCGUGUUACUCUCCGGUGCUUCUGCGCCGCUCUCCGGUCCAUGCGGGGAGUACGUUGUAUUCGCCACUGCUGGCUCUCACUUAAACCCUUCGAGCUCGGUCGUCCCCUCCAGUAACUCCACCCCUCAGGUCUUCUCCCUGCCCCAGGUUGUGCCUUCCAUCCAGGGCGUGCCAGUCUCCCAGCUGGUCCAGCACUCCUCCGGGGCCCAGGUAUCCCAAUGUCCUCAGUUGGUCCCGCUGUCCCCCCUCGCCUCGUCUGCGCCCCAGUUCCAAAGCCAGACGGCGAACACAAGCACUAGACUGGUGCAACAGCUGCAGAAUUCCUCAACAACUUUGCCUGAAGGUGCUACGACUAUUUUCUCGAUCUCGCAGCUCAACAACCACCAGCUCCUGCAGCGAACGGCGCACCAGCCGGGGGACCAAGGCACAAACUCCACACCCAGUAAAAUCCAGGUCCCACAGGUCGUUUCCAUCUCAUCCCCGACACAAGUGGUCUCCGUGCCCCAGAACAAAGGCAACACACCGGCGCAGUUGGUCCCGCUGUCCAUGCCUCAGCUGGUGCCCGUCUCCUCCAUCCAAACUUCGUCCAGCAUGUCUUUCCCGCAAGUGGUGCCAGCCAGUCCUUCGCUCUCCAUGUCCUCUGCUGGAGUGCCCUUACAGGUCCUGACCUCGUCCCCCGCAGGGGUCUCACAGGCUCCUCUCCGAAUUAACCAGUUGAGACCCAUUCAGAGUGUGGGUCCCCAAACCAUUGGGGCCCCUGGCAUGCAGCUCCUCAACUCUGGGAUCAUUCAGCUGCCGUCUGCUCCUCCAGGUAACCUCCUCCUGGGUGGGAGCCCCUACCUGAGCGUCCAGCAAGGCAAGCUGAUUCUCACCAUCCCAGCAGGCAUCCAGCUCGCCGGUUUGAAGCCGGUCUUCGAGGCUCCGCCCGUCUCCACCAACGGACUGAGUCACCUCCUCACCUCCUCCGCCCCGCCCGUGGUCUCGAGCCCCUCGGGGCCGAGCGCCGGCGGCCUCGCGUCCUCCCCCCUGAACUUGAUCAACACGUCUCCGGCGUACUGCGCUCCGGAGACGGGGAUCCCCGCCGUCCCCUCCCCUCUCUCGCUGGACCAUUCGAUCGCCCCUAUGACCCCGAACGCGCUGACUCCAGAGAGCCUGCUCACCCUCAGCCCCGUGUACAGUGGGGGGACACCCGGCACCCAGCCGGCCUGGAGUCCCGUUCCCCUCUCCGCUUCGGCGAGUCUAACUCUGUUCGAUGCCCGCGCCAAGGGGGACCUAACUGUGGACCCGGCUUUGUUAGGCCUCCCCGGAGGCGAGGCGCUGCUUCUGGGGAGCCCCUCGCCGGAGCGGGACGCGGACGCCGGCUCGGCACUCGGCAAUCCGGAGGAGCUGGACGGCGACUCCAAGAUUCUCACUCAGCUCCAGUCCGUCCCCGUGGACGAUGCGCUCGGGUUGUAGUCCUCUAACCCUGGCCGUCGUCCCCAGAAAAAAACAGUGACGCGACGCUGUAGGUCGCAGACUGUGCCGCCUGACAGAUGAUAGCCCUCCAUGUCCAACCUCAAGGAGGCAAGUUAGUUAUUCACACUCUGCAGCUCUAUUUCACGUGGACGGGUUGUAUGACAGCUUCUCAUGCGUUUCAGAGUUGUUGUUUUUCUUUUUUGUUUUACUAAAAAUCUGUACGUGCCUUACAUUAUCAGAUGCAGAAAGAAGAACUAACACAGAUCAGAUCGCCUGGCCCAGUUACAAGUCGUGGUGUUAUAAAAAAGAAAGGAAAAGACUGUCCUAUGCAAGGCGUCAGCGCUUCUUCAGACCAAGUUCAGCUGUACUUGGGAAAGAUGACUUGUGUGGUUUUUUUUGCUGGCCUUAAAAGACGCUCUAUGUGGAUCGACCGGAGUAAUUGAACACCAGACGGUCUGGCAAAGGCAUUGGAUCUAGAAAUAGUUGAAUGUCUGUUCAGAGCGCAGAGAUUCAGGACGUCAUCUACCAGGAAACACUCCAGGAAUGUAAUGAAGAUUAUGCUCUUCACAAACAGAAUCGUAGCUUGGUCGUUAGGGUUUUUAUGGGAAACCAUAAGUACCUCAUAGCGUCAGGGGCGAUGCAGCAGUAUUUUGUUACUACAGGUUACUAAAGUCUGGGCUGAAAAAGGAUUCAAUCGGUGGACUUUCUGCAGUUUAAGUGAGAAUGCUGCUCUCCGUUAGUAAAAGUGUAACACAGGGAAUAAAAGGGUCUAUACUCUAUGCAAUGCAUGUUUAGUUCUUUAAAGGACUCUUUGUGACACAAUGGCUUAGUUGAUAAGCCAGAACUCUUGGGAGAUGAGAAAAAGCUUUUUAAAUACUGAACUUUUAAAUGAAGCAUGACACCAAAGCAUUUGCUGUGAUCCCACUUUGUGAUAUUUGUUGUCAAAUGCAUCUAAAAUCUUUAAUUUGUUAUUAUCGAUAAGUGCCUUAUUUUGAAGUUUAGAGGUUUGAUGUUUUUGAUAUGAAAUGUUUUGACCUUGUACACCGUUUAUCACAUGUGCUAUACAACCAAAUUUUAGGAUUCAAGUUGUGGCCUAUUUUUAAUUUGCUUGUCUUGUUUGAUCGCCAGUGAAAUAUAAUGUGACACUUUUGGUUGCAUAGAUAUACCCCAAUAUCCUUUAUUUGUAUAUUUUGCACCUUUCAUUCAAGGAAUGUUUAAGGCGCUGCUGUAUUGUUAUUACAGUGGUUGGAUUCAUAUUCUCUUCCAAAAGCGCUUUUAUAUGUUUUUCCUAAUUGGACUAUUAAUCAUCGGGAAUUAAACCCUAAAAAUGCUCAUCAUGGUUUAGCUGUCCACUGUCAUAACACACAGGUAGCGGUCAGACCGUCCAAUUAUGGUACACCAAAAUACACUUCAGUGUCGCAUCCAGUUACAAUAAUGGCCUUUGUGUUGUUUUCUUUUUGUUGUUUGUCUUUUUGUGCAUUUAGUCUAUUUAAAGCAUGUAUCAAUCAGUAAGAAAGCGAGUCCUUGUGAGAAGAUGCAGAUAGGAAAUGAUAUUCAUUUUGACUUGGAAAAUCACAUCGUGGUGCAAACUGAGGUUCUAAAAUCUUAGCAGCAUGUAUUCAAGUCAUUUUGAUGGCAAUCCAUUAGGUCACCCCCCCCCCCAAUAAUACAUUUUCAGGCUAUUUGCUCCUAAUGGCCUUUGAGUAGAUUGUUGAGUGGCUUCGACAAAUCAAUUUGAAUAUAAAUUAAAUUUAUAUGAAUAGUUAAUACUAUAGUUAGGGGUAAAGGGAAAUGUUUCCUAUAUGUAAAAUAUGGUAACCUGCAUUUGUUCAUGAGCCAUUUCUACUAUUCCAAAGUAUUUUGACAAUAAAGCCUCAAUGGGCAUAUGAGCAUUUGUAUCUGUAUAUGACUCCACAUUUGACCAAAGAUAAUGUAUUUCGAUUGACUUUUUGAUAUUUGUGAAAGGAACGUUAGUGUCCGUCAGAUUCUUGUUUUUUCUCGUUUUUGUAUCCAAAUGCAUUCUAUUUUUUAUAUUUCAUAAUAAUGCAAUAAACU
Molecule: messenger RNA, 4876 nt
Organism: Pungitius pungitius (ninespine stickleback)
Lineage: Eukaryota; Metazoa; Chordata; Actinopteri; Perciformes; Gasterosteidae
Gene: six5
Product: SIX homeobox 5
Exons: 3
Coding region: 32-2821 (929 amino acids)
Biological process (GO): regulation of transcription by RNA polymerase II
Cellular component (GO): nucleus; transcription regulator complex
Molecular function (GO): DNA-binding transcription factor activity, RNA polymerase II-specific; RNA polymerase II cis-regulatory region sequence-specific DNA binding
Source: RefSeq, a predicted model, not a curated record